Messenger RNA from Epinephelus lanceolatus (giant grouper), 3677 nucleotides. RefSeq names its product synaptic vesicle glycoprotein 2Ba (gene sv2ba). Gene Ontology annotation, cellular component: neuron projection; synaptic vesicle membrane. Gene Ontology annotation, molecular function: transmembrane transporter activity. The record is from RefSeq and is a predicted model, not a curated record. Gene Ontology annotation, biological process: chemical synaptic transmission; transmembrane transport. NCBI's taxonomy places the organism in Eukaryota, Metazoa, Chordata, Actinopteri, Perciformes, Serranidae.
CUUAGGAUAAACUGACAUGUAGGCUUUGGACAUUAGAACAUGCUACUUGGACUUUAGCAGUUUUUUUAUGUUUAUUUUGUUCACAAGUUAUUUUUGUAUUAAGGGAAUGCCAACUCUGGUUCAGCAUGCAGCACUGUGCAAAUCAAGGAAGGUAAUAGUCUUUCAACGCAACCAUUGAGGCCUUAAAUUUGAGACCAAGACAAAAUCCCACAGAAUACCUGCAGCAACACUGAGAGCAACUCACAGCUCCUAGGGAGGAUUAUGCCAUUGUAGCUGACAACUUGAGCUUUCUCAGAAUACGACGGCUACAAGGCAAAGUCAGUCCUGCUCUGCUUACACCCAGCAGGAACCAUGGAUGACCCCUAUCAAAACAACGUGAACCAGCAGAUGACAGAAGGUGGAGAAUACACCUAUACCCAGGAUGGAGGAGGUCAAGAUGGCUACCCUUACCAGACAGACUACCCUCCCCAGGACGAGGAUGCUCGUAGUGAUGCUACAGAGGGCGCAGACGAUGAUGAGCAGAUGUAUGAGGGGGAGUACCAAGGCAUCCCCCACCCUGACGAAAUCAAGGAGGCACGGCGAGCAGCUCGGUUGGAGGCCAGGAGGAAAGCCCGUCAGGCUGCCCAGCAGGAAGAGGAGGAGGAUAGCUUGCCAGAGCAGUACGAGACCAUUAUGGAGGACUGCGGUCAUGGACGCUUCCAGUGGACGCUCUUCAUCGUGCUGGGUCUGGCGCUAAUGGCUGAUGGAGUGGAUGGCUUUGUGGUGGGCUUCGUCCUGCCUAGUGCUGAGAAAGACAUGUGCAUAUCCAACUCUGACAAAGGCUUACUGGGUCUGCUGGUGUAUGUGGCCAUGAUGGUGGGGGCGUUGGUGUGGGGGGGUCUGUGCGAUAAGAUGGGGAGGAGGAAGUGUCUGAUCUACGUCCUGACAAUCGACCUGGUCUUCUCCUUCCUCUCCUGCUUCGCCCAGGGCUACGGCUUCUUCCUCUUCUUCAGGUUUUGCUCCGGCUUUGGAAUUGGCGGCUCCAUCCCAAUAGUGUACACUUACUUCACCGAGUUCCUGCAGAUGGACAAACGUGGAGAACAUCUGAGCUGGCUCUGCAUGUUCUGGAUGCUGGGAGGCCUGUACGCCUCCUUCACCGCCUGGGGAAUCAUCCCUCACUAUGGCUGGGGCUUCGCCAUCGGCACAGAGUUCCAGAUUCACAGUUGGAGAUUAUUCAUUCUGGUUUGUCUCUUCCCUGCGCUGGCUGCACUUGUUGGAGUCAUCUUCAUGCCGGAGAGCCCUCGUUUCCUCCUGGAGAGUGCCCGACACGAUGAGGCAUGGAUGGUCCUGCGACAAGUUCACGACACCAACUGGAAGGCUAAGGGGGAACCAGAGAGAGUCUUUACUGUGACCAACAUUAAGACACCACAAACUCAAGAAGAUGAGUUCAUAGAGAUCCAGAGCGACACUGGAACUGCCUUUCAGCGCUGGACCGUCAGACACGUGACCAUGCUGCAACAGGUGAUGGCUAACAUCAUGUCACUGUCAGCCCCAGAGCUCAGACUGCAAGGCCUCUUCCUGGUUAUUGUCUGGUUCUGCUUGGCAUUCAGCUACCACGGGUUGGGAGUGUGGUUCCCUGACAUGAUCAAAUACAUGCAGUAUGAGGAUUACGAGUCCAAGGUCAGAGUGUUCCACCGGGAACGGGUCGAACGUUUCCACUUUAACUUCUCUCUGGUCAACCAGAUCCACCGCGAAGGAGAGUACAUUCAUGACAAGUUUGCCAACAUUGAGAUUAAGUCUGUAAAGUUUGAGGAUUCUCUGUUUGAAAACUGCUACUUUGAGGAUGUCAGGUCAACCAACACCUUCUUUGAGAACUGCACCAUCAAAAACACCGUCUUCUAUAACACAGACCUCUGGCAUGAAAAGUUCAAAGACUGUCGAAUGGAGAACACCACCUUCCUCCAUCCGAAAAAAGGCUGCCAUCUGAACUUCCAGGAGGAGAACGACAUCGUUAUCUACAUGGUCAGCUUCCUGGGCAGUUUGGCUGUGUUGCCUGGCAACAUCAUCUCAGCAUUGUUCAUGGACAAGAUAGGAAGAAUCCGAAUAAUAGGUGGUUCUAUGUUGGCAUCGUCUGCCUGCACUUUCCUGUUACUGCUAAGCUUCAGUCAAGGAGCUGUUAUAUGUUGGCAGUGUCUCUUCUAUGGCGCCAGCGUGGCAGCCUGGAACGGACUGGAGGUCAUUUCUGUGGAACUAUACCCCUCCUCUAAAAGAGGGACAGCGUUCGGUAUCCUGAAUGGGAUCUGUAAGUUUGCUGCCAUCCUUGCAUCCUUCAUCUUUGCAGCCUUCAUCGGCAUCACUAAGAUUAUCCCUAUCUUCCUGGCCUUCGCCGCCCUUGUCUGUGGAGGUCUGGUAGCUCUCAAGCUGCCCGAAACCCGGGAGAAAAUCCUAUCUUGAAAAGCCAAACUCCUGCAGCCUCCAGGCCUCAGCCGCGGUAUAGCUCUGGGGAAAGCUUUUUGGGAGUGAAUCAUCUUAAACUUUACUGGAAAGACAAAGAAGAGAGGCCGUGCUGCGCUAGCUGUGUUUAUGAGUUCUAAUUAAAAGUGUUGAAAACCUGUCUGGUUGCCUACGUGAACCUGUGGUUGCUUUUAUUCCCUCUGUAAGCUCCUCAGGCUGCCCAGCGUUUCUGUCACAUCAUAUAAAACUAUUGUUUGUUAAUUUCCCUUUUAUCAUUUACUACCCCUCCUCUUCUAACACACAUACACACACACAAUUUAGCAGCAUUUGUUUUGUUUGAGAUUUGUGUAAAAGAAAGAUUAAUAUAAGAUGAAAAUAUGUCUGUACUUGAAAGGUGAUGUAGUUCAUGUUACCAUGUUGUGCUUUGAUUUCAUUCCCUGUUGGAAUAAAAGGAAAGAGGGAGGACUUGUAAUCAUAAUAACUUGAGCUAGAUUUGAAUCCUGUUGUAUUCAUGCGGAGGCUCAGCAGCAAUAUUACUGCUGGUGUUGUUAUUUUAUUCGCCCAGACUUUAUUCAUUCUACUCUGUCCCAUGGUGUAUAGUCUCAUCUUUAGUUCACAUGUUGAUGCUUGGUUCGAUCUCUCUAGACAUAAACCUGGAUUGACCAUUUUAUUAAAUGUAGGAGGUAUUUGUUUUUUUAUCAUUUCUCCCAGCUGAUCCAAAUCCAACCCAAACAGCCGACUGGAUUCUCCUCCUGUUUGCCCUUUUGUCUUCGACUGAGACGUCCUGUCUGUACUUAACUGUAGAGCUGUGUUCUGUAGGUGGUGAUAAUGUAGAGUCUUAUCUGUCACAUUUUGCCAUGACAACGUGUAAGGAAUUGUUUCUUUGUUUGUUUAUUGAUUUACUUUCUCGUCCUUUUUUUUCUAAAAAGGAGAAUGAUACAAAACUGUGAGAUUAGAUGUUUUGAUAUGAUGCUCUCAUUUUAAUGUUCUGAUGAAGAACAGUUUUACAGAACCUGCUGCAUUUCUGACGAUGUGUGUCAAGAUUUCUAAGGAGCAUGUUACUUUUUUUGGCAUGAUUGACUGUGUGUGUGCGUGUGUGUGCGCGGUUGUUAUCCACGUCUGUGAAUUUACACAAUAGUCUGACUACCAAUACUAUAUGUGUUGUUGUACAUACUGUAGACCUGUGUAUAUUAGUUGUAAAAUAGUAGCUCCAUCAUGACUUGAAUAAAGCUGAAGGCUUAUGA